Molecule: messenger RNA, 8365 nt
Organism: Nerophis lumbriciformis (worm pipefish)
Lineage: Eukaryota; Metazoa; Chordata; Actinopteri; Syngnathiformes; Syngnathidae
Product: GRIP and coiled-coil domain-containing protein 2
Biological process (GO): late endosome to Golgi transport
Cellular component (GO): Golgi apparatus
Source: RefSeq, a predicted model, not a curated record
GUAUGCGGAAGUAAUCGGCUAACCAUGUAGCAUUACCCAAAAGCAAAACAGAGACAAUAAAUCUGCGAACAAUUAGACAUUAUUGCAUUAAUACAUAUUUAAUUCGACCUAUUGGCUCUUUGAGGAUUUAGAGGCUCCCAAACAAUUAAUAGACAUGGAGGACCCUGCUAACACAGGAGCGGAAUCUGUGGCUUCACCACCAGCUGGUGCGCCCAAAUCAAAGCUGGAUGCACUGUCCAAAGAGGAUCUCAUCAAGUUUACCAAAAAGCAAAUGGCUGCUUUCCAAAAGAUGAAGAGCAGAUGUGCAGAUUUGGAGAAGGAAGUGGAGACGCUCAAAGAGCCUUGCAAAAACCGUAACAGCAGUUCAGACGACUCCUCGUUGAUAGAGGAGCUGACCGAGAGGAUGGAUGCAUUAUUGUUGGAGAAGGCAGAAACACAGCAAAGCCUCGCGUUGUCUCAGAAAGAAUUGGAGAGGAUCAAACAAUUAGCCAAGGAUGAUGUCGCAGAACUUGGCCACGUGAUCGAAGACCACCAACGGACCAUCGACGUCCUAAAGAUCAGCGUCAAGGAAUCCGACAGUCGACGGCAAGAAGAAGUGGCACAUUUCCAGAAAUUGCUGAAAGAGCGAGAAGACAGUGAUAAGGAGGGAGAAAGUGAAAGAGAGAAGCAGCACCUUUUUGAGGAAGCCGGCGUCAGUGGUGUCCACGAAAGUUCCCUAAAAGUUCAGCUUCAAACUCUUCAAGCUGAACUCGAAGCGAUCCAAGAGAGAAGCUCGAAGGAGAUCGCCGCGCUGCAAGAGAGUCACCAGUCCGAGCUGACUGAAGCCCAGCAGGAGGCGGAGAACCUGAAGGAAGAGUUGGCCCAGAGGAGCAUCCAGCACGAGGUGGAACUCAGGGCUCUUGAGGAGGAAUGUGAGGUGGAGAGGGAGCGACUUCUGCUGCUCCAGGAAGAGCUGACUGAGCAGCUGGCUCUCAAAGAGAGCUAUCUGCAGGAUGUCCAAGAAGAAGACGAGGAGCCUGGUCGUAGUUCAGGGAUCGCUAAGAAGCUGGCGCUGUCUGCAUGCAGUCAAGGCAACUCCAGUGGUGUUGAUAGCGAGGCCGCGGAGGGCGGACCACUGAGGGCGGCCAUGGAGGACCUUCACGCUCAGAACACCAUGUUACAAGAUGAGCUCACCCUGCUCAGUAAUGUGAAGACCGAGCUUGAGUCGGAGCUGGAGAAAGUCAAAGAGGAGUUCCAGAUGGAAAGGGAAGAGAUGGAUUUUAAGAUCAAUGAGUUGCAGUUGAAUCGAGAGAUUGACCCAACAACCCCCAACCUCAUAAACGUUGACUCUGAAAGGACCGUAUCAUGUGAAUCCAAAGAGUCACCGGUCAUGCCAGUCCAAGACCAAAACCAACAGAAUCAAGAUGAGCAAGAGAAGCUUAAGUCCCAGUGUGAAGCCUUGACCAGAGAGAGGGACUCUGCCCUGGCUGACUUCUACCACAUGAGGGACGUACUGCAAAAGUUUGAGACAGAACUGGCUCAGAAGACAAACGACUUUGUUCUGCAGUACAAAGCCAUGAAGGAGCAGGGAGCAAACUCGUUACAGAACCUUCAAGACAAGAUAGAGCAACUCAGCCACGAGAAGGAAGAGUUGUCAGCCAAAGUCGAAAGGGUUACGGAGGAGAAGACUGUUCUUUUAGAAACUGUGCAAGACCUAAAAAUGAAGUUCGAGAGUGAUUCGGCUGACGAGCAAAAGUCCACAGCAGAGAAACAAACUUUAGCACUUGAAACUGUGGAGAAGCUCACCAAGCAGAAUGAGGAGAUCCUCUCCCAACUACAAAUAAAAGAGACCGUGACUGAAGAACUGGGUGAGCUGGUGAAUACACUGACUGAAGAGCAAGACAGAAUACAGACCUUGCUUCAACUUCGAGAGGAGGAAAUGCAGGAGCUGAAAAGUGAAAAGGCCAAAGACAUCGAGCGUCUGCAGGAGGAGAAGGAGGCGGCACAACUGCUGAGAGAAGAAAUCGAAAGGGAGUUGAAAGUCUUGAAAACAGAGAAGGAAAAUGAAAUGCAAGUUUUGAAGGAGGAGAGGGACAAGACCGAGGCCAGCCUGAAAGAAGAAGUGGGCAGAAUACAACAGGCUAUGUCCUCUUUGGAGCUGAAUCUAAAAGACAUAUCUGCAGACAAUACCUGCCUCCAUCAAAAACUGGAGGAGACGUUAGCCACGCUUUCCCAAAGCCAGGAAGAGCGAGAACUUGUGGGCUCCAAGCUGGCAGCUGUAGAGGAUCAACUGGAGCAGGAGUCAUCCCGGAAAAAGGAUCUUGAAACGAUGUUGAAUUCUCUGAGAGAAGAAGAAGAAGCUAAGCUCGCUCACAAUACAACGACAGGACUGGAGACCCAGUCGGCAGCUUUUAAUAACACCAAGAAAGAAUUGGAAGACCUCCAAAUAUGCUUCAAAGAGCUGCAAUUGGAGAGAAACCUGUUGAGGACUAGUCUUGAAGAGGCUCAAAGGGAACAAAGAUCGGAGGAAGCCAUGCCAAGCGAGCUUCACACUCUGGAGCAAGAGAGGAACAUGCUGAGAGUCAAUCUGCAGGAGACGCAAAGAGACACUGAAGGGCUACAGAAAGACCUGAACGACAUGAGGACGCUCAGUGAGAAGAUGUGCGCCGAGAAUCAAACGUUGCAGGCCCGAAUCCAUCUGAUGUCCCAAGGCGGAGAAGAAAAUGAGAAGGCUGACAUUGAGAGUAUGGAGAGAGAAAGUAGAGAAUUUAAAGAGCAGCUGACGGAGAAGGACUCACUCAUAUCUCAGUUGAAGGCUGAAAUGGCUGCACUGCAGGAUUCUGCCAAGUCAGCAUUGUCUGAGGACAAUAAAGUUGUGGAAAUCACACAUAAACUAGCUGAAAUGGAGCGGCACAACAAAGAAAAGGAUGAGAAAAUCAACAAAAUCAAAGCUGUGGCUGUCAAAGCGAAGAAGGAGUUAAGCAGCAAUAAACAAGAGGUUGUAACCCUCAGGGACGAGGUCGCGUCUCUAAAAGCAGAGCGGGACAAAGUGAACGGUUCAAUGAAGGACAUCAUUCACUGCGCUGAAGGCUACAAGAACCUCCAGAUAGAUUACGACAAGCAGAGCGAGCAACUGGAUACGGAGAGGGAGAAGGUGGAGGCAGCAGAGAGACAGAUCGCCGACCUGAGCAAACACCUGAACAGUGCUGUCACACAGGUGCAGUUGCUCAGCAGAGAGAAGGAGGACUUGCUGGCUGCCAUGGAAACCUCCAGGAGCGCAAUGGUGCAGAUAGAAACUCAGAACCAGGAGCUGCAAAAACACUCCGCCAGUCUGGAUAGAGAUCUUGUGGCUGAGAGAGCAAUGAAGGAACAGAAGAUGAAGGACCUUUCAUCGGCCGUGAAAGAAGUGGAGGAGCUGACAGGCCAGCUCAGCAGGCAGCAGCAGCAAUGGCAGCGGACUGGCCAGGAGCUGGAGCAUCUACGCAAGGAGGCGCAGCAGAACUCUGUGCUAGACAUGGAGAUGGCCGACUAUGAACGUCUGGUCAAAGACCUCAACGCCAAACUCUCAGAGAAAGACCAGUGUUCCGAGGACUUGAAGGCUCAAAUAAGCAGACUAACCGAAAAGAAGGAAAGUCUCCAACAAGAAAUUGAAACUUUAAAGUCCCAGUUGGACCAAGCAGAGGAGAAGACCGCCAAGAUCAAACAGUUGCUGGUGAAAACCAAGAAAGAUCUGUCUGAUGCCAAGAAGCAGGAGAGCUCCCUAACGCUGCUGCAGGCCUCAUUAAAAGGAGAACUGGAAGCAAGCCAGCAGCAAUUAGAAAGCUCCAAAAUGGAGGUGUGUGACUUGAUGGCAGAGCGUCAUCGUCUGCAGGAGCAGCUCAGGUCUGCGUUGGAGCAGCACCAAAGAGCCAGCAGCUGCCUCCAGCAACAAAUACACAGUCUGCAGCAGGAGAGGGACAUGGCAAAGGCGGAACUGGUGACAAUGACUGAAGAGUUUGAGGGCUAUAAGGUGAGAGUGCACAAUGUACUGAAGCAGCAGAAGAGCAAGCUCAACGGGCAGAACGACAGCAACGCCAGCAGGCUAGAAAGAGAGCAGUUAACGUCUCAGGUGGACCAGCUGAGGUCCAGGCUGGCAGAGAACCAGAAGUCUCUCCAAAGCAGCACAGCAGAUCUGCAGCAGCUGCAGAAUGAACAUGACACCCUGUUGGAACGACAUAACCAAAUCCUGCAGGAAAAUGUCAGCAAGGAGGCGGAACUCCGGGAGAGACUGUUGUCGGUGCAGUCGGAGAACGUGGAUCUGCGCUCGGAGUUGGCUCAGGCUCAAACGAACUCGUCGUCCCACAUGGAGGCCCAGCGACAGACCCACAGGGAGCAGCUGAAGAAGCUGCAGGAGGACCACCGUGCCACGGUGGAGACGCUUCAGCGCCAACUGACCCGUGUUGAGGAACAACUCUUCAACCUGCAAAGUCAGAACAGUUCCAUGGUGGUCCAGUCCAGCCGAAAGUCUCUGGAGGCCCAGCGCCGAAGCACAGACCCGAAUAAUCCAGGGCUGGUACCACUGGUCAUGAGCGACCUCCAGUCCAUGGCCAGGGAGGACGGCGAGGGCAUGGAGACCACGGAGAAUGAAAACACCUCCCCUGCACUUUUACCUUCUCUGGAGCACCUCCUCACAUUGCCAGACCUAAAACAAGAGCCGUUUGUGUGGACUGUGGAGCCCACCAAGGAAGAGCUGAGCCACAAGCUGAACACAGCCACCCGCAGUCUGGACCACAUGAACGGCCUCCUGCAUGAAACCGAGGCCACCAAUGCAGUUCUCAUGGAGCAGAUCAAUCUGUUGAAAAGUGAACUGCGGCGUUUGGAGCGUAACCAGGAGCGGGAGAAGAGCGUGGCCAACCUGGAGUACCUCAAGAACGUCCUGCUCCAGUUCAUCUUCCUGCGAUCGGGCAGCGAGAGGCAGGCGCUGCUUCCUGUCAUCCACACCAUGUUGCAGCUCAGUCCUGAUGAGAAGAGCAAACUGGCUGCCAUUGCACAAGGUGAGGAGGAGGCGUCCGGGACUCAGGGCUCCGGCUGGUCCUCUUAUCUCCACAGCUGGUCUGGGAUCAGAUAGAUCACCACAAGACCGGUCAGCAGGUUUGCUCUGGUCCAAACCUACACUGGUAUUGGGAAACCGGGACACAUGAGGUGAAGUCACAACCCAACAGAAGGGACCAAGGAAUGUGAUGGAGAAAGGGAAAAUGUUUGAAUUCUUAGUGAAAAAUCUAAAUAUAAUUUACUUCAUAUUGAAUCUAAUUCAUCUUUAAAGGGGAACUGCAAUUUUUUUUUCUACCAGUCACAAUCUAUGUGAUACAAAAACACAUGUAUUUGUUUAUGCAUUCUGACUGUCGAAGUGGAGGCACGUAAAUAAGACCCGCCCACAAAACGUCAAAAAAGCGUCUUGAGGACGGUCAGUAAAACAUCAUCUAUGCAACAUUUGGACCAAAUAAUUGCUAUUAUGUAGACCACAAGGAAGUCUUUAAAAAAAAAAAAAAAUCAUAAUAUUCUGUAUAUUUUUAAUAACAUUCUACUUUGUGUGUUUUAUUCAUUUAGAUGCAGUUCAUGGUUUUGAAUCCGUCCAUUAUUUAAUGAAGGAUAAAUCCAACCGCUUAUGUAUGUUUAUUUAAAUGAAUCAAAAUAUCAACUGAGGCAAGUAUUUAAAUGAACUUCAUCAUUAACAACAGAAAUAGUUUUAAUAAUUGCCUUCCAGACUUGUUUUUUACACAAAGUCCGGUUUUGCUGAUUGUUUUUUUUGCUGUUAGGCUUAAUGAAGUUGUCAUUUAAUGACAGUGUAAACAUGGUGAACGUUUAUUAUGGAGUAUUUUAAAGAUUUUAUGGUCACUUUUUUUUCUUUAGGAGGCAGCUUUUUGUGAUUCUUUCAGCAUAACUUAUUAUAUACGUGUUCCAUGACAGGACAACUAGGAAGCAGUGUGUAUAAAACAAUGAUUGGGCAUUGAUGGUAAGAUUAUGUGGCUUUGCUUCAGGGGUGUCCAAAGUACGGUCCGCACACCCACUUUUGUUGGCCUUUUGUCAGAAAAAACAACAACAAAUUUAAGAAAAAAUAUUUUAAAAAUUAAACUGUAAUGGGAAAAAAACUGAAAUGUUCAAACUAAUAAUUAAUAAUAAUAUACUUAGUCACCUAUAACAGAAAUUAUUAUAUUUUAAUAUAUGUAUAAUAUCUGUUUUUAGCAUUAUUUAAAUUAAAAAUACCAAAAUGGCCCCCCCUAUAUUUGACUUUUUAGUAUGUGGCCCUUGGAGAAAAAAAUCUAAAAUAUUAGAAGUUCUCGAACAUGAAAUAAAAUAAAGAUGUUUAAAGUUUAGUUAGUUGAAUAGUUAAUUGAAAAAAUAAAAAUGAUACUAACUUAUGAAUUAAUUAAUUAGAAAAAAAAUACAACUAUAAUAAACACUGUUAAAUAUGUAACUGGACAUUAAUAUUUUUGUACAAGCAUAAUUUUAGACAUACUAGGUUAUGCAGUUAAACAAUUGUAUUAUUAUUAUUAUUAUUAUUAUUAUUAUUAUAUUUUAAUAUAUGUAUAAUAUCUGUUUUUAGCAUUAUUUAAAUUAAAAAUAUCAAAAUGGCCCCCCCUAUAUUUGACUUUUUAGUAUGUGGCCCUUGGAGAAAAAAAGUUCAGACGCCCCUGAUCUAAAAUAUUAGAAGUUCUCGAACAUUUAAUAAAAUAAAUGUGUAUUUAAAGUUUAGUUAGUUGAUUAGUUAAUUGAAAAAAUAAAAAUGAUACUAACUUAUGAAUUAAUUAGAAAAAAUACAACUAUAAUAACACUGUUAAAUAUGUAACUGGACAUUAAUAUUUUUGUACAAGCAUAAUUUUUGACAUACUAGGUUAUGCAGUUAAACAAUUGUAUUAUUAUUAUUAUUAUUAUUAUUAUAUUUUAAUAUAUGUAUAAUAUCUGUUUUUAGCAUUAUUUAAAUUAAAAAUAUCAAAAUGGCCCCCCCUAUAUUUGACUUUUUAGUAUGUGGCCCUUGGAGAAAAAAAGUUCAGACGCCCCUGAUCUAAAAUAUUAGAAGUUCUCGAACAUGAAAUAAAAUAAAUAUGUUUAAAGUUUAGUUAGUUGAAUAGUUAAUUGAAAAAAUAAAAAUGAUACUAACUUAUGAAUUAAUUAAUUAGAAAAAAAAUACAACUAUAAUAAACACUGUUAAAUAUGUAACUGGACAUUAAUAUUUUUGUACAAGCAUAAUUUUAGACAUACUAGGUUAUGCAGUUAAACAAUUGUAUUAUUAUUAUUAUUAUUAUUAUUAUUAUUAUAUUUUAAUAUAUGUAUAAUAUCUGUUUUUAGCAUUAUUUAAAUUAAAAAUAUCAAAAUGGCCCCCCCUAUAUUUGACUUUUUAGUAUGUGGCCCUUGGAGAAAAAAAGUUCAGACGCCCCUGAUCCAAAAUAUUAGAAGUUCUCGAACAUGAAAUAAAAUAAAGAUGUAUUUAAAGUUUAGUUAGUUGAUUAGUUAAUUGAAAAAAUAAAAAUGAUACUAACUUAUGAAUUAAUUAGAAAAAAUACAACUAUAAUAACACUGUUAAAUAUGUAACUGGACAUUAAUAUUUUUGUACAAGCAUAAUUUUAGACAUACUAGGUUAUGCAGUUAAACAAUUGUAUUAUUAUUAUUAUUAUUAUUAUUAUUAUUAUAUUUUAAUAUAUGUAUAAUAUCUGUUUUUAGCAUUAUUUAAAUUAAAAAUAUCAAAAUGGCCCCCCCUAUAUUUGACUUUUUAGUAUGUGGCCCUUGGAGAAAAAAAGUUCAGACGCCCCUGAUCCAAAAUAUUAGAAGUUCUCGAACAUGAAAUAAAAUAAAUGUGUAUUUAAAGUUUAGUUAGUUGAUUAGUUAAUUGAAAAAAUAAAAAUGAUACUAACUUAUGAAUUAAUUAGAAAAAAUACAACUAUAAUAACACUGUUAAAUAUGUAACUGGACAUUAAUAUUUUUGUACAAGCAUAAUUUUUGACAUACUAGGUUAUGCAGUUAAACAAUUGUAUUAUUAUUAUUAUUAUUAUAUUCUUACAGGGGGAAAACAAUAGUGGAAAUGUAGGGAAAAAGCUAUUAAAAAAUUGGACCGUAAUAAGAAAAAGCUGAAAUGUUUAAACUAAUAAUUAAUAAUAUACUUGGUCAUACAUAACACAAAAAAUAUAUAUUUUAAUACGUAUAUCUGUUUGUAGCAUUUCUUUUUGUUGAAAAACAUAUCAAAAUGGCCCCUGCCUACUUGAUUUUUCAGUAUGUGGCCCUUGGCGGUAAAAGUGUAAACACCCUUGAUCUAAAAUAUUAGAAGCUCUUAAAAUAAAUAUGUAAAUAAAGUUUAAUUUAAAAAAUAAAAAUGAUAAUACUAAAUUAUGAAUUAAUUUAAUUUGAAGAAUUA